AUGACGACUGAAACCGUCCAGAAACCUGUGGCCGAACCUGCGCCCACCGAGGCCUCCACGGCCUUACCAGCCGACACCCUUACCAAAUAUAAGACCGCAGCUGAGAUUGCUGCCAAAGCACUCCACCAUGUGAUCUCCAAGGCCGUCAAGGGAGCUGUCCUACUUGAUCUCUGUCGAGAAGGUGACAAAUUGAUCGAGGAGGCGUGUGCCUUGGUUUACAACAAGGACAAGAAAAACCCCACCCAAAAGGGCGUCGCUUUUCCCUGCACUCUGAGCAUCAACAAUGUUCUAUGCCAUUUCACUCCAUUGCCCACUGACCCUGGUGCGACACAAACUCUUGAGGAUGGCGAUGUAGUGAAGAUCCUGAUGGGUGCCCAUAUCGAUGGAUAUGCCUCGAUCAUUGGUGAAACUAUCAUCAUUGGUGCCUCAGCUGCAUCACCCGUCACCGGUACCAAAGCAGACCUCGUAGCCGCAGCCUAUAACGUCGCCGAACUUGUCUUGAGAUCAAUUAAGCCAGGUGUCAAGAAUUGGGAAGCUACUGAUGUAGCUUCUAAACUUGUGAAGGAAUACAAGGGUUCGAUCAAAGGAAUGGAGGGCAUGAUAUCGCAUCAACACGAGCAGAACGUGAUCGAUGGCAAAAAGACAAUCAACUUGUUUCCGGCUGCCGAACAACACCGGGAUAAAGAUUCAACAUUCCUUUUUGAAGAAGGAGAUGUCUUUGGUCUCGACGUUCUUCUGACAUCCGGUGAAGAAACCAAAGCGAAGGCGCAUGGUGAUCGCACAUCAAUCUUCCAAAAGACAACAUCCACCUAUCAGUUGAAAAUGAAGACGUCCCGGUCCACAUAUGGCGAAAUCGUCAAAAAGGCAGGCGCAUUCCCGUUCACAUUACGUACUUUGGAAGAUCAAACCAAAGCGCGGAUGGGUGUCAAGGAAUGUGUUCAGCACGGGCUGCUAAAAGAGUUCGAUGUAACCACGACAACCGACUCCAAAGACUUGACUGCCCAAUAUUUCGCCACCUUCGUUGUCACCAAGACCGGCGUUACAAGAAUCACACCGGCUCCAACAUUUUACGUCGGAAGUGGAUCGGAGAUCGUUAAGAGUGAAGUCAAGAUCGAAGAUCCGGAGUUGGUCAGCACAUUGGCGAGAAGCUUGAAGCCCAAGAAGGCUAAGAAGGCUACUGAUGGAGCUCCGGCCAGCUAA
Puccinia triticina is the source of this 1200-nucleotide messenger RNA. RefSeq lists its product as uncharacterized. NCBI's taxonomy places the organism in Eukaryota, Fungi, Basidiomycota, Pucciniomycetes, Pucciniales, Pucciniaceae. The record is from RefSeq and is a predicted model, not a curated record. The transcript is spliced from 7 exons. Bases 1 to 1200 code for a protein of 399 amino acids.